Helicoverpa zea (corn earworm) is the source of this 1097-nucleotide messenger RNA. RefSeq lists its product as uncharacterized. Gene Ontology annotation, molecular function: RNA binding. NCBI's taxonomy places the organism in Eukaryota, Metazoa, Arthropoda, Insecta, Lepidoptera, Noctuidae. The transcript is spliced from 4 exons. The record is from RefSeq and is a predicted model, not a curated record. Gene Ontology annotation, biological process: mitochondrial respiratory chain complex IV assembly; mitochondrial respiratory chain complex I assembly. Gene Ontology annotation, cellular component: mitochondrial inner membrane. Bases 254 to 1042 code for a protein of 262 amino acids.
GUCUCAAUCUGUCAGUGUCACUGUGCUGUGGUGUGCCGAAAACACUGGAAAUAAUGAAAUAAACUUGUACUGUACUGUUUGUAUAAUUUGUUUGUUAGCUCUUUGUUUUUGAAGUAGUGGGCAGAUCGUAACGUUGCUGUGAAAAACAUAAACGGAAAUACAUCAGAGUUAAUAAGUUUUAGUUUGUGAUUUUAAACAAAAAGUAAAAUAAGAAAAAAAUAUACAGGUAUUGAAGACCCUAUUCUUAAUAACAAUGACUUUAUCUACUCGAAGACUCGUGCAAAUUGCUGCUUGGGGUGGUUUAAUUGUCGGUGGUACUGGAUUUUAUUUACAAAAUCGAAUUAUUGAUAGGGUAAGAGGUUAUGACUACUACAAAAGUGCGUUAAAAAAGUUACGAGCGCAUCCAGGUGCCAUCCACUAUCUGGGAGAGCCAAUAAAAGAUAAAAGAUUUAAGCUCAGUGAUGCUGAAAAUAACUUUUCUGAUGGGAAAACCGCCAGAUUCAGAAUUCCAGUUUCUGGGCCAAAAGACAGAGGCACUUACUAUUUUUGGGCUGAAAGGGAUAGUGAAGAAUGGAAAAUUGACAGAGCAGAGUUAGAAUUAAAAUCUAAUCCGGAUGCUAGACUAGUUAUAAUAAAAAUGUUUAUUGGGACAUCAAAAGAAAAAUUCUUUUAUCACAAUACUUUACUAUGUCUUGUUAAAGCUAUGGAAGGACAAAAUAUCACUGUGGAUUUACGCAAUGACUCAUGUAUCUGUGGCCAAGUCAAUAAUGUAGAUGGAUAUAUGAAUAUUUCUUUUUCAAAUGCUGUAUAUUGUGAUCCUCAAGGGAAUGAAUACCUUUUUGAACAGUUAUUUUUACAAGCACACAAUAUAAGAUAUGUACAUGUCCCUGAAACUACAUCAAUAUUAUCAACUAUUAAAAAUGAGUUGGUUGGAAGCAAAAAGCCACUUCCUGAUAAGAAAGACAUCAAUAAAUCCAGAAAAGUGAAAAAGGCUCUAAAGCAGCACAUGGAGACUGUAGCUUCAUUGGAGCUGAAUAAGUGAUGUUGGUUGCUGCUUGGUACCUGUACAACAUUCAAAUAAAAUAUAUAAAAAAAUA